AUGAAGGAAAUUCAUCCAGGUUUACAUUGCAAGUCGAACAUCCUCAAAUUCACAGUGAAGUUCCCUUGCAGGCGACAAUACAGUCAGGAGAAGCCAGCUAUGAAAUGUGCUGAGGACCCCGAGUGGUACUUCCUGGCACUGCUAAGGAGAAGAGAAGCAAUGAAACGUGUCAGACAGAUGUUAGAAAAUGAUCCUACAUGGGAAGGAUGGGUGAUGGUUUCUAGGUUACUGAUAGCACAGCACAGUGAAGCAUUUUCAAGAACUGGAACUUUCCCUCUUAAAGGAAUCCUAUCCUUCACAUCCCAGAAAGAAACCCAUGACAACCCCUUUCAGGGCUGUUUAGUCCCCCUCUCCAUGCCAGGCCACACUAAAUGUGUGGUAUCAGGUUUGCCUCAGCCCAGGUCAAUGUUCCUGAGCUGGCUGGCCCUUGGGGUCCCAGGGACUCUGGACUCUUACUCUAACUGGCUAAGUAAAGGCUUGACCCAACAAUCUGAGCUUGUGACAUCACGUUGCUCUCAACCUAUCAGACGGCAAAGGUUGCUCCCAUUUGCUGCCCCAGCAAGGAAAGAGCAACAAGCAAACCUUGUGCUGCUGAACCAAGAUACAAGUAUAAUGGAUUCCAACAAAAAAGAGCCCUCCAAAGGGACUGCCUCAAACAGACGUUCUCAUGAUUCGAAACAAGAGAAGAAAAAACAACUCGCUGAUCAAAGGUCAUUUAUUUCAACCUACCAGAAGGAUUUCGUCCAAGGCCAAAUUCCACAACAUUUGGUCCUUAGAAACCAGCGUCUUCAACAGGCCAAACGAGAGCCAAAACGUGUACCACCAACAACCUACCAACAAACCUUUUGUGAUCCCUUCAAAAGCUCCCAGGAAGGUGACAAGAAGGAGUCAGAAAAUGAAACUGACAAAAAGGAAUGUCAUUCGAUACCCUUGGAAACCCUUGUUAAUAAUGCUAUAGAAAACGCAGCAAAUAAGAAGGUAAUUCUUAAGCGGUACUCUGUUGCCGAGUGUUUGCGUUGGCCUACUUCGCUGAAGUAGGCAUUCUCAAGCUUUGCCUAUUAAACAGCAGAAAAAACCUA
Messenger RNA from Ornithorhynchus anatinus (platypus), 1079 nucleotides. RefSeq lists its product as uncharacterized. The record is from RefSeq and is a predicted model, not a curated record. Lineage: Eukaryota; Metazoa; Chordata; Mammalia; Monotremata; Ornithorhynchidae. The transcript has 6 exons. Bases 1 to 1038 code for a protein of 345 amino acids.